This is a messenger RNA of Mobula hypostoma (lesser devil ray), 1713 nucleotides long. RefSeq lists its product as uncharacterized. The coding region runs from base 1 to 1713 and encodes 570 amino acids. The transcript is spliced from 14 exons. The record is from RefSeq and is a predicted model, not a curated record. Gene Ontology annotation, molecular function: protein binding. Lineage: Eukaryota; Metazoa; Chordata; Chondrichthyes; Myliobatiformes; Myliobatidae.
AUGAUCACGCAGUUACUCUACUGGGCUGAAACUAAACUCCUUUUCUCAUCAUCCAAUGAUGGAACUAUUGUGGUCUGGACUAUCGGGGCCACCGUAUUUGACCGUAUUAUGUUAAAUACCUCUGUAUUCUGCAUGGCAAUCAAUCACCGGAGACAUCAGCUCAUUUGUGGAUUCAAAAACCAGCUCAGAGUUUUUCCCUUGGAUGAAAAGAGAGACUCUGGACACGUGCUUGAUCUGGGAAAGAGCUUCACUAACUGCAAGCAUGAAGACAUUGUGUCAGCCGUGGUUUGUCUUGACACCCGGAUAUAUUCUGCUGGAUAUGACAAAAAACUCAUCAUUUACAACACCAGCUCAUAUCCAAACAGUAGAACCCUGCAGGUCAUCCACUGUAACUCAACUGCACAUGAUGCAGGAAUCACAAAUCUGAUGAUCGUUCAAGAAAUGGAGAGCACAAGGUGGCUGAUGACUGGCUCCUUUGAUAAAAGUGUUAAAGUCUGGUCGCAGGAUGGACAGCUGAUCUUGAAGCUCCCUUACUUUUCUGGAUUUAUAACCCAGAAGGAGCCGAUACUCCUUUUCAGUGGACACAGUGAUGGAACGAUAAUAAAAUGGGAACGGCAGCAGUCAUCUUACUUUCUCUACAGUCAUGAGUUGUUCAAUAUGUUUGAAACACAGUCCGUAGAAAGGAGCAGCUACAGCAGCGGCAAAGUGGCGAGGAUCUCCAGUCACCACAAAGUUCUGUCAGCCCGACGUCCUGUAGGUGCAUCUCUAAGCAGAGUAGAGGGAUCAUCUGGAGUUAAGGAGCUGUGUAAACCCACCAUCCCACCCAGCUUUACCAGGUCGGUUUAUGUGGAAGAGCUGGAUGUGCUGGUCCUUGCUGCUGACAAUGGUAAUAUUUAUCUUUGGGGCUUCGAUGACUCUCUGUGUAGUAUUCUCAAGAUGAUGCCUUCAAAAAGGACUCAAGAGCAGAAUAACACAAAGACUUUUGAGUACUUUUCCAAGCAGAGUGCUGACAGACAAUGCAGUCCCCUUGAAGAGGAGAACGUUUUGGUUACUAACCGUGUUUCAGGGUUUGUCUGUAAGAAGGUGUUGUCUCAUCAUGUUCAGCCUGUUGGAGGUAUUGCUGUGGUUGGAAGAGAUCAAGGCUACAACACUGACUACCUGAUUUCUGGUGGUUGGGACAGGCAUCUAUGUGUGUGGGAUCUGCAAACGGGUGUGUUGUACAACACAUUCUCCAACACUGCGCCAGGUGAGGGUGGCAAUGUACAGGAGCUGGCCUGUGACGGUGCCAUUUUAGAUCUUGCCUACAACCCAAAACGGAAUGAAUUUGCCUAUUCUUCAAGUGAUGGGAUGGUCUACAUUCGCCACUUCAGCCCCAUCACAAGUGAGAUGAAACUGGUGAGUGUUCUUCAAGGUCACGAGGCUGACAUCACUUCCAUCUUGUGGCAUUCCCUCUUAAAUAAGUGGCUGAGUGGUUCAGAGGAUGGGACUAUCCGGAUCUGGAGUGAAGAUGGAACCCAAUGUGAGCAGCUCUUGGUCACACACCGAGCAGUUAAUUGUCUUUGCAUUGAUCAGGUCAAUGGCUGUAUUAUAGCUGGGAUUCAAGAAAGAAUGAGUGUUUAUGAUCCUGAAACAUUUAUAGAAGUGCAGAGAAAUAUUGGACACACUGAUUCAAUCUGUUCCAUCAUCCACAUCCCUGAAAGAACCCAGAUGUAA